Messenger RNA from Micropterus dolomieu (smallmouth bass), 951 nucleotides. Its product is annotated as odorant receptor 131-2-like. The transcript has a single exon. Gene Ontology annotation, molecular function: G protein-coupled receptor activity. The record is from RefSeq and is a predicted model, not a curated record. The coding region runs from base 1 to 951 and encodes 316 amino acids. Gene Ontology annotation, biological process: G protein-coupled receptor signaling pathway. Gene Ontology annotation, cellular component: membrane. NCBI's taxonomy places the organism in Eukaryota, Metazoa, Chordata, Actinopteri, Centrarchiformes, Centrarchidae.
AUGUCGUAUGUAAAUCAAUCUCUGUCCAAUGUCACAACUGAAACACAGUAUCAGGGGUUACUGGAAAGACUGUUAUUUUCCACUCUGACUACAGUGCCAUGUUGUGUGUUUCUCUUCAUUAAUGGGACCAUGUUAUUCACCUUGAGGAGUAAACCAGUGUUUUGUGAGACCUCUCGUUACAUUCUGCUGUUUAACCUCCUUUUUGCAGACACUGUUCAGAUGGCAGUGAGCCAGUUACUGUAUGUAAUCGCUGCUUGUAGAAUAACGCUGACGUAUCCUGUGUGUGGUGUUCUUGACAUGCUUGGUUAUCUCACAAGUGAAAUCUCUCCUCUCACACUGGUGGUGAUGUCUCUGGAGAGAUUUGUAGCUGUGUGUUACCCACUGAGGCACGCUGCCAUCAUCACCGUCAGAAACACAGGGGGGGCCGUCACUGGGGUUUGGGUCUUCAGUUCACUAAAUGUCCUUACUCGAGUUCUUUUGCUUUUAGAAUUUCCUUUUAAAGACCUGGAGAGCCUGCAGAUGAAAGAUUUUUGCUCUAACAUGGCCAUGCUUCUUGGCCAAGUAUCUGCUGAUUAUCGCAAAGCCUACACUUGUUUUCUGUUUGUAUUAGCUGGUGUAGUAACCAUUUCCUCCUAUAUUGGUGUGAUGAUAGCAGCCAGGUCGGCCUCCACAGACAAAGCUUCAGUCCAUAAAGCUCGUAACACACUGCUGCUUCAUCUGGUGCAGCUGGGCCUCUGUCUCUCCUCGACUAUAUACAGUCCUCUGCUCAUUGCUCUUUCAAGAAUUGUAACAAGGAUAGUAAUUGUGCGCAUCCAGAAUGUUUUUUAUCUGUGUGUUUUUAUAUUCCCCAGAUGUCUGAGUUCUCUCAUCUAUGGCCUCAGAGACCAGACCAUCAGACCCAUUCUCAUGUACCAUCUAUGCUUUCGACCGAAACGUUCCAGCCCAGGCUGA